AUGCCGCGACAGGGGCGUAGGCGGAAGAAGACCCGGACGGGGAAGGAAGCAGAUGUGGGCGAGCGAGAGAAGAAGUUGACGCCGCGCUGCUUCGUGAUCAAGCGCGGCGAUGUGGGCGACCGCAUCAAGGACUUGGUUCAAGAUUUUCGAAUGGUGAUGAUGCCGAACUCCGCGAAGGCGCUGAAGGAGUCGAAGAUCAAUCGGAUCGAAGACUUCAUUGCUGUCGCGAGUCAUUUCAACGUGUCUCACCUCAUCAUUUUCACGGCGACCAAAGCUGCCACCUACAUGAAACUGGCAAGGUUGCCGCAGGGCCCGACACUGACCUUCCGAGUGGACA
Symbiodinium necroappetens is the source of this 337-nucleotide messenger RNA. The record is from the annotation of a GenBank genome assembly. Lineage: Eukaryota; Dinophyceae; Suessiales; Symbiodiniaceae.